This is a messenger RNA of Amorphotheca resinae ATCC 22711, 441 nucleotides long. RefSeq lists its product as hypothetical. The transcript has 2 exons. Bases 5 to 184 code for a protein of 59 amino acids. The record is from RefSeq and is a predicted model, not a curated record. NCBI's taxonomy places the organism in Eukaryota, Fungi, Ascomycota, Leotiomycetes, Helotiales, Amorphothecaceae.
AAAAAUGCAAAAAAAGGAAAAAGGAAACACACUCAAUCUCCUACAAGCAAACCUCCUAAACAGACAACAAACACAACAAACACAACACAGUCCGCUGCAUCCGCAGCUCCACAGCUUUCCAUUGUUUGCUUGUUUGUACAUAGCUAUCGGCUUUGUAUCCUCUUUCUGGGAUAGUCCCCGAUGAGGGAGGGUAUGGGGGAUGAAAUUUCAAAUCUUUUACAGUAAGGUAAGUACAGUUUAAUUUUCUUUUAUCUGUGGCAGGUAGGAGACGGAAAGGGAGAGAGAGGGAUAACGCUAUUCCCUAGUUACUAUGAUUUUGGCUUGCUUGUUUGUUUGUUUGGAGAUUGAGAUUGAGAUUGAAGAUCUAAGGGCUUGGAUGUUGUGGGAAGGAAGGGUGUGUCUGUGAGUGGGCGGGUGGUGGAUGGUGGAUGGUGGAUGGUG